Messenger RNA from Protopterus annectens (West African lungfish), 3892 nucleotides. RefSeq names its product cyclin D1 (gene CCND1). The coding region runs from base 203 to 1096 and encodes 297 amino acids. NCBI's taxonomy places the organism in Eukaryota, Metazoa, Chordata, Ceratodontiformes, Protopteridae. The record is from RefSeq and is a predicted model, not a curated record. The transcript is spliced from 5 exons. Gene Ontology annotation, cellular component: nucleus; cytoplasm; cyclin-dependent protein kinase holoenzyme complex. Gene Ontology annotation, molecular function: cyclin-dependent protein serine/threonine kinase regulator activity. Gene Ontology annotation, biological process: regulation of cyclin-dependent protein serine/threonine kinase activity; mitotic cell cycle phase transition; positive regulation of G1/S transition of mitotic cell cycle.
CCUCUCGUUCUCUUUCCCAUUCUCUGCACUGCUUUGAUCUUUGCUUAACAACAGUAACGUCAUGGACUUACAAGGGGACUGAGGGGAAUUUUGCUGGAAGUUGCAGACCUGUGGAGCCUCCGGAGAGGACUGUUGUGUCAACACAUCAGAACUUUUUUACAGCAGAGCUCGGCUGUGUUCUUAGAAAGCUCCCACCGUAAUCAUGGGUGACAGAGAUAUGGAAAAGCAUCUCUUAUGCUGCGAAGUAGACGUUUUCAGAAGGGCAUACCUGGAUAGCAAUCUGAUCAAUGAAAGAGUUUUAAAGACCAUGCUAAAAGCUGAGGAAAGCUACCUUCCUUCUGCUUACUAUUUCAGAUGUGUACAAAAGGAAAUCUCACCUCGCAUGAGGAAGAUUCUGGCAACAUGGAUGUUGGAGGUUUGUGAAGAGCAGAAAUGCGAAGAGGAGGUCUUUCCUUUGGCUAUGAACUAUUUGGACAGAUUCCUUUCUAUCGAGCCCAUCAAGAAGAACAGACUGCAACUUGUUGGAGCUACCUGCAUGUUUUUGGCUUCCAAAAUGAAAGAGACAAUUCCUCUCACUGCAGAAAAGCUUUGCAUUUAUACGGACAAUUCCAUCCGACCCUUCCAGCUGCUGCAUAUGGAAUUGCUGAUUCUGAACAAGCUGAAAUGGGACUUGGCUUCAGUAACCCCUCAUGACUUCAUUGAACACUUCCUUUCCAAGCUUCCUGUCCCUCAAGACACCAAACCGAUCAUUCGCAAGCACGCCCAAACAUUUGUGGCUUUAUGUGCAACAGAUGCUAAGUUCGUUUCCAAUCCGCCAUCAAUGAUCGCAGCUGGUAGUGUAGUCGCUGCUGUGCAGGGCCUUCACCUCGGAGACGGCAGUAGCACGCUUUCUUCUCCGAAACUAACAGAGUUCUUAUCACAAGUCAUCAAGUGUGACUCGGAUUGUUUGCGGGCAUGCCAAGAACAGAUUGAAUCCCUCCUUGAAACAAGUCUACGCCAAGCACAGCAAACGAGCACAUCUUCAGAAAGAAAGAGUGUAGAAGAUGAGAUUGAUCUGUCUUGUACACCAACUGAUGUACGAGAUGUGAAUAUUUGACUAGAGAUGGGGUUGUUUUGAGAAGGAAAGCUAUGAAAACAGAAACACUUCAGAAUUUAUAACAGAAUGGAAACUCUCUCUGUUAUUGCUUUUUCUUCCAGCAGCCUGUGACUUAAAAGUCCAAAAACUGUCUUAAAAACAUUAAACCAUUAUCCGCAUGCCCAUCUGUGGGGUGUGCUACAAAGUGGACAAUUUUAUAGUUGACUAGUUUUUAUAUUGCAGUGUUUGUGUCUGUAUAAAAUAGACAUUAACACAGAACAAGUGUCUCCAGGGGAGGUAUUAGAUAGGAUUUACUGUGUGUAAGAAAACCAUUUUGAUAGUUAAAACUUUAUUCUGUCAGGUUUCUUGAAGUGUGUAGCAUUCAUGCAUUCUAGGCUUUUCUCUUCUUGCUUAUGCAUUUAGUCACUUUACAGUUUGUACGUUUUAUGCCUCUUUUUAUCUUCUUCACUUUACAAAUGGUUUUAUGUAACCCAGUAGGGUAUGUGUUUAUAGUAUGCAGCAUAUGUUAGUGUCUGUGGAUUACCUGCGCAUGAAGCUUUAGGAUUGCAUUUCUGUAAAAGCUUAAGGUUAGUGCUUAUAUAAUCUAUUAUACAGAGGUGCAUAGUAACAUAAUAUAUUUUUAUAAUCUUCGUGUUUUUUUUUUUACAUUACCUGUGUAUUCACUGCUGGCCUGACUUGGGCCUAAAAUGUCCAGGUUAAAUCCACGGCCUAGUUUAAUGAUGUUUGUUUCUUAAACCAUUCCAUUCAGAAGCACUUUCAGAUCAUUAGCUAGAGUAAGUACUUUCUUUUUUCUUUGGGAAACUAUAAAAUGGAAUGGUUUAGAAAUAAUUAGGGAUGCUUGUAUGCAAGUGGAGUUGCAAAGCAAGUGCAUUAAUAAAUGGCGUUAUUCGUGAAGGAGGUGGUAAUUGAAAAGUGACACUUGGUGAGUGACAUUACACAUUGCCAGGAUAAUAUAUAUUUAUCGAACUUCUCAAGUAGAAAAACAGAGAUUACACAUUUUUGUGUUGUGUAACCUUUUAAAGUAAGGCCUAAAAGGGUUCAUCAGUGCUACAUGCAGUACAUACAAUCUCUGUUUUAUACAUCUGAAUUUAAACACUAAAAUUUGUAAUUUAUAGCUUAAGGUUAAAAUGAAUAUUUAUUGCAAGUGAUUUCACAAGGCCAGUAUGAGUUUUAGAUUAGUUUGUUCCCUCGCCUUCUUGUGGCACUGUAGAUUCAACCCUUUCCAAAAAUGUGCAGUUAUGCUGUGGGGCCUGCUUCUAAUUUAUUUAAGAUCAAACACAUGCCAUAGUUUUACCUUGUAGACGUGGUUUACCAACAAAUCUUGACAGUAUAUCCCUUGUCUUUUCUAUUUAACUCUUGAGUAGGAGAAUUUGCACAUCUUGGCUAUGUAGAUUUGUUGUAGAAAGCAGUUGACGAGAGGUGAUGUAUACGUUGAAGUUCUGUUUGAGAAGAAUGUGAUGGUGGAAUGUUUGACAGAGUGCCGUGAAGGUGUUGAGUGUAAGGAGAAAAAAAUGGAGUCGACACUCCUACUUUGAGCUGCUAUGGAUGAGUUCCCAGCAUGGAAAAAAAUAACAUUGCUCUCUUUUAUCUUUGUCAUUGUGUUUUGCUGCUAUUUCAUGAAUCAUUUUUUUUAAAUUAGUUAUUACAAUGUGUAUACUGCCAAGUUAUAGGUUUUAAUUGUCUCAUAGAAAUAUAUUAUUGAUAUUUUUUAGUUUUUUAUGUGUUAAUUUUUUGAAUUAAUGUGAUUACUGCUCUAUUCCAAAAAAGGUUCUCAUUUCACAAUACCUCAUUCUGCAGUUAACCACGUUAUAAUAUUUUUUAACACAGUGCCUCAUUUCAGUUUUGCUGCAACCUGAAAUGCAUUUACUACUUUUUGAUUGGGUCUUACUUAUUUGCAGCUGAGUCACAUUUAUUGCAGUUGCAGACAUUUCAGUGUACCUCUUAAAGUACCAGAGGUGAGCUGGCUCACUUGACGGAGUGAAGUUGGCUGCUGUAUCCAAAAAUUACCGUCUUCAUGCUACAAAAAAUGAAAGCUUUCAGUGAAUUGUUGGGGUGUUUAUAAUUUUGAAAAAAAUUUGAUGUCAGCAUUAUAUUUUUAUACAGAUCUUUCUCUGAAGUGUCUCCCACAUUUCAGGGACAUUCUGUAAAGUGCUUAUUCCCCAAGUGGCACAGUUUCACUUUUAGGAUAUUGGAGAAAAAAAUGCCUGUGACCAAACUAGCAGACUAAAAGAUAGACUAAAUAAAUAAUCUAGUUGUUGUUUAAAUGCUGCUAAACCAAAAUAGAAUCAUAACUGGCUCUUUUGUAAGUAGAGUUAGAAAACUGUAAAUGUCGUGAAAUGUUUGCAUCUUUUUUUACGUCAUUGCCAACAUUGCUAGCAGAUGCGGAACCCAGGAGAACUGGAUACAUGCUGUUCAUAUUUCAGGAACGUUUAUUACUGCUUACCUCAUAAACAUCUGUUAGUGACAUAUUUGUUUCUUGAACCAUGCAUGUUGUGUUCACACAGGGCUGCAGAAGUGGAGAUGUUUUAUGUUUGGUGUCAUCGUGUAGCAUGUACCAUAAAUGUCCUACAGAAACACCAAACGGGUGACAGAUGCCGCAUAUGUUGACUGAAGUGGUUUUUCUGUAGUUCAGUUGUCACCCUAUUUGAAAGUCUAUACAAACUGUAUUAAUCCAGAUUUGUAUGUUUUAUGUUUUGCUUCUUGGCAUCAGUAUAAAAUAACACAUUUUCACCAGCAGACCUGUAACAGACGAAGCUUCCAUCAAAAGAUUCUAGAAAUAAAAAGUUUAAAAAUACA